Molecule: messenger RNA, 506 nt
Organism: Schistosoma turkestanicum
Lineage: Eukaryota; Metazoa; Platyhelminthes; Trematoda; Strigeidida; Schistosomatidae
Source: the annotation of a GenBank genome assembly
CCACUACAUCGACAUUAAAUCCUACUGAAUCAUCAACAUCACCCAGUGAAAUAUUCAUCUAUUUUGAUCCUUCUAUGAAUGAUGUACUGGAGAAACGACAAUUAUGGUUAAAUACAAUAGAAUUUGUUUUAAAGUUAGAACAGUAUAGACGACGUAUUGGCUUUCGUCCUCCUCCUUCUACUCAUCAUCAUCAGCCUCAAUCAAAUUUAACAUUAUUUUGUGACAAUUCUAAAUUAGAUUUAUUUAAACAAUCUAAUGAUAUCGAUUCAGUACGAAGUGCAUUACAACGAUAUGCUCAAGAAACUGAAUUAUUUGUUAUACGUCAACGUCAAAAAGAUCGAAUCAAAAUAAUCACAUUGUUUCCAGAAGUUAGAAUAAAUCAAGAUAAAAGGCGACUCUAUUCAUUACAUGAAAAUAAUAAUAUGAUCAUAACUGAUAUCAAAGAUUCCUUAUCACCAUUCCCUGAACGUACAAUGGAAUUGUGUAAUCGACGUUAUUUGGCAACA